AUGGACCGCUCCAAGAAGCCCUCCGCGAUUGGCGUCGGCGCUAAUAUUCCUCAGCCGACUGUCAAUAUUGAGCAAGGCAGGAUCGAAGCUUCACUGCCCAGUGGACAGUCCGUCACUGUGCUUUUGUAUGGAGCAACGGUGACGUCGUGGAAGCUGGCCAACGGCGAGGAACAGUUGUUCCUAAGUGAGAAGGCCCAUCUUGAUGGCUCCAAGCCCGUCCGCGGUGGUAUUCCAGUUGUUUUCCCGGUUUUCGGUCCUCCACCAAAGGACCACGCAACUUCUGCACUUCCCCAGCAUGGCUUCGCGCGGAACUCGACUUGGGAGUUUCUAGGCAAAUCAUCGUCUGAGUCUCUUGGCAAGGACAAGGAGAAGGCUGAUGAUGCAGUCAAGCUCGACUUCGGUCUAUCCCACACCAUGUUGAGUGAGGAGUUUAAGAAGGCGUGGCCAUAUGAGUUCGGGCUCGUGUACAGUGUCACAUUGGCCAAGGAUAGCCUCACGACGACCUUGCAGGUGCAGAAUAAGGGUUCCAAGGCUUUCGAGUUCCAGGUGUUGUUGCACUCCUACCUGAACAUCAAGGAUAUCUCCGCGAUCCGCAUCAAGAACUUGAAGUCAAAAGCCUACAUUGACAAGACUCAGAACGCCAGCGAGCACGUUGAGUCGUCUUCCGCUGUCGAGAUCACGGGGGAGACUGAUCGCGUGUAUAAGGGACUCGACCCCAAGGUUCCCAUCGAGGUCGUUACCACUCAGGGUGACAAGACGCUCUUCUCUAUCACUCGCGAGGGGUUGAAUGACGUAGUCGUAUGGAACCCUUGGAUCGAGAAGGCCAAGGGAAUGAGUGACUUUGGUCCUGAUGAUGGUUAUAAGAACAUGAUCUGCGUGGAAGCUGGCUCCGUGGCCGCAUUCCAGACGCUAGACGCUGGAGACACGUGGGAAGGUGGCCAGACCAUUCGCUCCCAGUGA
This is a messenger RNA of Paecilomyces variotii, 960 nucleotides long. RefSeq names its product galactose mutarotase-like domain-containing protein. NCBI's taxonomy places the organism in Eukaryota, Fungi, Ascomycota, Eurotiomycetes, Eurotiales, Thermoascaceae. Gene Ontology annotation, molecular function: isomerase activity; carbohydrate binding. Gene Ontology annotation, biological process: carbohydrate metabolic process. Bases 1 to 960 code for a protein of 319 amino acids. The transcript is spliced from 3 exons. The record is from RefSeq and is a predicted model, not a curated record.